AUGGAUUUCAUAGUAGAGAAGAAGGAAUCAGAGAACAACAACACUAAUAACCCCGAAGACGCUCAUCAAACAUUAGAUUCCUCUUCUCAGUUAGCUUUGACACUUGAUUCAAGUAGCAAAGAAACAGAAGAACAACAAUCUCAUGAACUCAAAGUUGGUCUUCACCCUUUGAAGAAAGUGGAUCGAAAGCAUGGAAAGAGGCCACUUCCUGAAGAAGAAGAAGAAGAAGAAGAAGAAGAAAAAGCAGAAGAAAAAACGUUUCCGUUUUAUUUUUCUCGGUCUAAGCAAGACGUGUCUGCUGUGGUAUCGGCCCUUGUUCAAGUCAUUGGUGGCAAUCCACUGCCUGAAGAUCCAACGACACUUUCUCACUCCACUUCUGUUCAGAAUAAUUCGAACGAACCAUCGCAUCCACCACCACAACAAGGAAGCGCAAGAAAACAGUACAGAGGAGUGAGACAGCGACCAUGGGGGAAGUGGGCCGCGGAGAUUCGCGACCCGAAGAAAGCAGCCAGAGUUUGGCUGGGAACUUUUCCCACCGCGGAGGCUGCUGCACUUGCUUACGAUGAAGCAGCUCUCAGAUUCAAAGGAAGCAAAGCCAAGCUCAAUUUUCCAGAAAAAGUUCAUCUCUCAGGGGAAUUAGGUUACCUCACAAAUCGUCCACCAUCGUUACAAGCCACUUCAACUCCCUUCCAACUGCUUCCUCGUCACACUGCAACUGAUAAUGAUGCCAUUCUUUCUUCCUCUUCUUCGCCAUCGUCUUCAACCUUUUCGAUGAACUCCGCAGCUUCUUCUUCCGAGCCUCCUACCAAACGGAAACCUGAUUUCGAUGCCAAACAAAAACGUUGAGAACUUCAAUACAUCAAUUAAAUAUAUGCUUAUCUUGUAAUGUUUAUUAUGUAUGGUGUCAAGGAAAUAAUGCUGCAAGUGUGUAGUUUUUUCAUUGACAUGAUAUGAUAUGAGUAAUGCACAUGAAAUAAAUUA
Molecule: messenger RNA, 981 nt
Organism: Vigna radiata var. radiata (mung bean)
Lineage: Eukaryota; Viridiplantae; Streptophyta; Magnoliopsida; Fabales; Fabaceae
Product: ethylene-responsive transcription factor ERF114-like
Exons: 3
Coding region: 1-846 (281 amino acids)
Biological process (GO): ethylene-activated signaling pathway; regulation of DNA-templated transcription
Molecular function (GO): DNA binding; DNA-binding transcription factor activity
Source: RefSeq, a predicted model, not a curated record